AUGGCCCAGCCAAAUACAGAACCUGUGGAAGAGUACGACUAUGAGGGCCUGCCACCAAAUUUCUCGGUGCUGCAAAACCUGACGGCGGGCGCUUUCGCUGGUAUAGCUGAACAUACGGUUAUGUAUCCGAUUGAUGCUAUCAAGACACGCAUGCAAAUUCUGAAUCCUACACCGUCUGCCGUUUACAAUGGAAUGAUACAGGGAGGCUAUCGGAUAGCCACGGGGGAGGGAAUCCUCAGUCUAUGGCGAGGAAUGUCCAGCGUGGUGGUUGGGGCUGGACCUGCGCAUGCUGUCUAUUUCCUGACUUACGAAGCUGUGAAGCAUAUGAUGGGCGCUAACCAAGCUGGUGUUCAUCACCCUCUUGCUGCUGCACUGAGCGGAGCUUGCGCAACCACGGUUAGCGACGCCUUGAUGAAUCCCUUUGACGUAAUCAAGCAGCGUAUGCAAAUGCAUAAUUCGAGACAAAUGUACAAAUCGAUGCCCGACUGCGCGAGAUACAUUUACAAACGUGAAGGGGUUAAGGCAUUCUUCAUCUCGUAUCCGACGACACUCUCGAUGACAAUUCCAUAUACAUCAUUACAAUUCUUAGCAUACGAAACGCUUUCUACGACCAUGAACCCCGCCAAAAAGUAUGACCCACUGUCGCAUUGUACUGCUGGUGCGCUUGCGGGAGGAUUCGCAGCUGCGCUUACCACUCCUAUGGAUGUCAUGAAAACUAUGCUACAGACGAGAGGCACAGCGACAGAUACCGAAUUGAGAAAUGUCAGCGGUUUCAAGGACAGCGCAAGAAUAUUGUAUCAAAGGGAGGGUUUCCGGGGAUUUUUCAAAGGUGUAAGACCACGCGUUGUCACUGCGAUGCCCAGCACUGCGAUCUGUUGGUCAGCUUACGAAGCUUGCAAGGCCUACUUCAUAUCUAAAAAUGACGCGACUAUUUAA
Molecule: messenger RNA, 936 nt
Organism: Glarea lozoyensis ATCC 20868
Lineage: Eukaryota; Fungi; Ascomycota; Leotiomycetes; Helotiales; Helotiaceae
Product: Mitochondrial carrier
Exons: 8
Coding region: 1-936 (311 amino acids)
Biological process (GO): iron import into the mitochondrion
Cellular component (GO): mitochondrial membrane
Molecular function (GO): ferrous iron transmembrane transporter activity
Source: RefSeq, a predicted model, not a curated record